CACCAAGAGAAGAAUCAACUCCAAAUGAACCCGGAAGUGUACUUCAUUUGAUCUUAAUUAUUUAAGGAAGACUGAAGCUUAUUGAUGUUUUAAUGACUUUUCAAAAUAAGAUCUGUCAAUUGCACAUAAACCCGAAAAUUAUCCUAUAACACAAGUCUGAUUCAUUUUUUAAGAGCAUGUGUGCUUUUGCAUUUCCCUUAUUUUUAGGAAGGUAUAUGUAAAGAAUAGAUUUAGCGGACCUUCUUUCCUUAAUAAACUGGUGACGUCGGUAAAAUGGGGCGUGCGCGUUUGUGUUUCAGAGAGAGAGAGAGAAGAAUGGGAGGAGGUGGGUGCUUGCACUGCGCAUGUGCACGCGGGGAUCUGUGCUGCGGUGGAACAGCGGCUGGUGACACACAGCCAGAGAGAUGGCGCGGCACCCGACCGGAGCGCAAGGACAGCUGGCUGGCGGCGGGGGGGCUUGAAUUUUAUAAAGAGGAUCACAAAAUAAAAGAAAAAAAACUUAAAGGGGGAAAAGGAGCUGGAAAAGGAAUUCCCAUUCUGCAAAGCAUCAUCAGAGGUGAGAAGAUAAAAGCCAAUUCUGAGGAGAGAGAAUAAAGGGAAGGGGGCUGGUGUCAGGAGGGACAAAAAGAGCGCAACAAAAGAAAAUUGAACUUUCCUGGAGAUCCGCUCGCUGUGGUAGGACAGAUAGAUGGUGUGGCCACAGCGAAGCCCGGAUCAUGAACGCACAUCUGUCGAUGGAGAAUAUUGGAGAUCUGCACGGAGUGAGCCAUGAGUCCGUGUCCGGUCACGGGGAGCUGCUGAGUGGACACAGUCCGCAUUCCCGUCCGAGCCCCAGGGGUCUGAGCCAUCGCGCUAUGGGCAUGGCGACGCUACUGGACAGCGGGGACUAUCACCCGGGUCACCCCGGACACCUGCACCCGGCCAUCAGCAUGUGCGAAGCUCCGCCUGGCAUGAGCGCCAGCAGCACCUACACUACCCUGACCCCCCUGCAGCCCUUGCCCCCCAUCUCCACCGUGUCCGACAAGUUCCCCCCGCAUCAUCACCACCACCAUCCUCAUCAUCCUCACCCUCAUCCCCACCAGAGGAUCCCGGGAAAUGUCAGCGGCAGUUUCACGUUGAUGCGCGAGGACCGGAGUCUGGCACCAAUGAACAGUCUGUAUCCCGCGUACCAUCACAAGGAUCCGUGUAUGGGCCAGAGCCUGUCCCCGCUGUCAGGCUCCGGCCUGGCCAGCAUACACACCUCGCAGGCCGGCAUCCCGCCUUACGCACACCCCGGCGCCGCCAUGCCCGGUGAAAAGAUGCUCACCCCCAGCGGGUUUGAGGCGCACCACCCGGCCAUGCUCGGCAGACACACGGAGCAGCACAUGAGCUCCUCGGCGGCCAUGGUGCAAAUCAACGGCCUUCACCACCAUCCGCACGCCCACCUCGGCGCUCAGGGGCACGGCCAGGGGCUCGGGAGUAGCCGGGAGCAGGCCUCUGGACCCGGGCAUCAAGGGGGCGGCGCCGGAGGGGUCGGGGUUUCUGGGGGACAGAUGGAAGAGGUGAAUACCAAAGAGGUGGCUCAGAGGAUCACCACGGAGCUGAAACGUUACAGCAUCCCUCAGGCCAUCUUUGCCCAGCGCGUCCUGUGCAGGUCUCAGGGCACUCUGUCCGACCUGCUGAGAAACCCCAAACCCUGGUCCAAGCUCAAGUCCGGCAGAGAGACGUUCCGGCGCAUGUGGAAGUGGCUGCAGGAGCCUGAGUUCCAACGCAUGAGCGCGCUCAGGCUCGCAGGUGAGCGAAGCCUCGCAUGUAAGCGUAAGGAACAGGAUCACGGCAGAAGCGAACGAGGGAAUGUGACCAAGAAGCCCCGGCUGGUGUUCACAGAUGUUCAACGACGGACACUCCAUGCCAUCUUCAAGGAGAACAAGCGUCCAUCCAAAGAGCUGCAGAUCACCAUUGCCCAGCAGCUGGGCCUCGAGCUGGCCACAGUCAGCAACUUCUUUAUGAACGCACGUCGUCGGAGUCUCGACAAAUGGGUGGACGACGGCUCCGGUCACUCAGCCACCUCUGGCCCCAACUCCUGCACCAAAGCCUGAAGAUGAAUUGAUUUGACCAACUCAUGGACUGACUCAACAUCGGUGGAAAAGCUUUAAAACCUAGAGAAACAAAGAGAAACUUAAAAAGACCUUGAAGCAACAUUUUGCCCUUAAACCUGUACUAUAUUGAUAUUUAUAGUAUCCAAAGAUGAAAAAACAAACCAAAGACCCCUUGUUUGACCUGCUUUGAAAGAUUUGUUUCAGCAACACAUUUGUGUGUAACACACUGCAAACAGACUAUAAUUUUAUCUUCACACACACUAUCACUGGUCGCACAGCUUUAUACCCCCUCAACAAAUGUCAAUCUAGCGUUCGCCAUCACUUUUAAUCUGAUUGGUUGGGUUAAAUGACGUGCCCUUAAAUGGAGGUUUAAUCAGCCUUUCGGAAGUCUGCUCUGCAGCCGUCCACACUCUUGAAAGCAGGCAGAAUGUGGAGCUCUGCUGGGAUCAGCCAAUCAUCUUAAAAAAA
Molecule: messenger RNA, 2546 nt
Organism: Thalassophryne amazonica
Lineage: Eukaryota; Metazoa; Chordata; Actinopteri; Batrachoidiformes; Batrachoididae
Gene: onecut1
Product: one cut homeobox 1
Exons: 2
Coding region: 717-2078 (453 amino acids)
Biological process (GO): regulation of transcription by RNA polymerase II
Cellular component (GO): nucleus
Molecular function (GO): DNA-binding transcription factor activity, RNA polymerase II-specific; RNA polymerase II cis-regulatory region sequence-specific DNA binding
Source: RefSeq, a predicted model, not a curated record